AUGGACGCUCCCGUUCGCAUCAGGAGCGUGUGGGCAGACAACGUUCACCAUGAGAUCAUAGCCAUCAUCAAGCAGGCUGCCCUCUCCCAUCCCUUCAUCUCCCUCUCCAUCAACCUCCUGCACAGCAACCGCAACCACCAACGCCGCGGCAGGAUCCCUCCCGGCGCUUCCCCGGGCGACCCCAACGCCAACUACGCCACGCUCCGCGCCACCGUUGGUGCCUCCGUCCUCCAGGUGGGGCUCGCUCUCUCGGAUGAAGGCGGCAACCUGCCGACGUGCGAGGACACGGGGCAGCCCUGCGCCUGGGAAUUUAAUCUCCGGGUGGUCGACCGCCGGACCGGCGAAUUCGCGCCGUGGCAGCACGGCGUCCUGCGGGCUUGCGCAGUCGAUGCCGAGGAGAGCAAGAGGCGAGCAAUCGAUCCCUCGCACUUCAGCUUCAGCCUAUUCGGAGCCAGCAUCCUGAUGAGAAGCCGCAUCCGCUGGGUCGUCUUCAAAGGCGGCCUGGACUUCGGGGGCCUCCUGAAGUUGCUUAGAGGAGAGGAUCUGCCUCGGAAGCGCGACGAGUGGUUCCAGUGGCUACGGGCAUACUUCCCGAGCUUCUACGACGUCAUGCACCUGACCGCGCACCUGCGUCUCUCCCCAGCCGGAGGAGGCGGAAGCCUCGACGGCGUGGCGGAAACGAUGGGCGUAGGGAGGGACGGGCAACAUACCCAGGGCGCGGGGUCGGACAGCCUGCUGGUGCUGCGGGUGUUCUUGAAGAUGAAGCAGGAAAGCUUCGGAGGCGGCUUCCUGGAGCACCUUCAUGGCAACGUCCUCUUUGGUUUCUGCAAGAGCGGAGAGCAUGUCUGA
Nymphaea colorata (pocket water lily) is the source of this 849-nucleotide messenger RNA. Its product is annotated as probable CCR4-associated factor 1 homolog 2. Bases 1 to 849 code for a protein of 282 amino acids. Lineage: Eukaryota; Viridiplantae; Streptophyta; Magnoliopsida; Nymphaeales; Nymphaeaceae. The transcript has a single exon. The record is from RefSeq and is a predicted model, not a curated record. Gene Ontology annotation, molecular function: poly(A)-specific ribonuclease activity; nucleic acid binding. Gene Ontology annotation, cellular component: CCR4-NOT complex; CCR4-NOT core complex; P-body.